AUGGAUAAAGUAAAAGCUACCUGGAAAAUAAUAAAUGAAGAAUCAGGCUGUGAGGCUUGGACGCUAACCGUGAAAGAGGAGCAGAAGUUGCUGGUGACGAAACUCAAAAUACUGCGUAAAAUUCUGGGGCAGUCAAGGAGGGAGGACGUGUCAUGGAUAGGCUGUAAAAAUGACGAAAUAAAAGAAUUGGAAGCCCAGCCUAACAUUAUAGGACAAGGCGUGGGCCAAGAACGGGCUGUGAAGGAAGCCUACCUAGUGGUUGGAGACCAGGUCGGCCUAGAUACAGCAGGAUCGACUAAGUGGAUGAGGACCUGUUAUAGAAGCUAG
Messenger RNA from Pieris macdunnoughi, 327 nucleotides. The record is from the annotation of a GenBank genome assembly. Lineage: Eukaryota; Metazoa; Arthropoda; Insecta; Lepidoptera; Pieridae.